AUGAGUUUGUUCACCUUGUUGUCUCUUCAGGCCCUAUGGACGACCCUGUCUCUCGCUGGCCAUCACUUCCCAUCCUGGGGUCACUACGAUCUGUGUAAGACUCAGGUUCACUGGGACCAGGGGGUGAGUUGGGAUUACAUGGCCUGUCAGCCUGAGGCUACUCUCCUCACCAGGUUCCUGAAGAUCAGGUUGGAUCCCCUAAACAGUACGUGUGGAGAGACCCCUGAGAUGUACUGCACGCUGGAGAACCCAUACAUGUGCAACAAUGAGUGUGAUGCUCGCACGCCCGAACUCGCACACCCACCCGAGCUGAUGCUGGAUGAUGAGGGGCGAGUUCCCAACACCUUUUGGCAGAGUGUGUCCUGGAGACAUUUCCCCGAUCCGCUCCUGGUCAACAUCACCCUGUCCUGGGGCAAGAGCAUCGAGCUGACCGAGGACAUCAUCAUCACCUUCGAAUCGGGCCGUCCGGAGCAGAUGGUCCUGGAGAAAUCUCUGGACCAUGGGCGGACUUGGCAGCCCUACCAGUUCUACGCAGCCGACUGCCUCAACUCCUUUGGGAUGGAGUCGAGAAGCGCCCGGGAUCUGAGCCCAGCCUCGGUUCUGGACAUCAUCUGCACAGAGGAGUAUUCCAGGGUCUACGUGUGGAAGUUGGAGAACAUGGUCCGAUUCGAGAUCCAGGAACGUUUUGCCUUGUUCGGGGGGCCCCGUCUCCGUGACAUGGCCUCGCUCUACGGCCGACUGGACACCACCAAGGACCUGAGGGACUUCUUCACCCUGACUGACCUACGGCUCAGGCUGCUUCGUCCGGCCACUGGCCCCACCAGAGUUGACCCACUCAACUUGUCCAAAUAUUUCUACGCCAUCUCCAAUCUGGACAUCCGGGGGCGGUGCAAGUGUAACCUUCAUGCCAACAACUGUAUCUUGGAGAAUGGGGAGCUGAGCUGUGAGUGUGAGCACAACACAACGGGGCUGGACUGUGAGAGGUGCAAGAAAGGUUUUCAAGGCCGACCCUGGAGGGCAGGCUCGUACCUCCCAAUCCCCAAAGGGACAGCCAAUGUCUGCCUUCCUGACCCCAACACAAGUGGCCCUGACUCAAACCGGGGUCAAACACAGCAAAGUAUCUCAGCACGAGAGGGCGAGAAGACAAAGCAAGACUGUCAAUGUUUCGGCCACUCGAACCGGUGCAGUUACCUCGAGCUGCUCAGCACUGCCGUGUGUGUGAACUGUAAACACAACACUCGAGGCCGGCACUGCCACUUAUGUCGGCUGGGCUACCAUCGAAACGCUUCAGCACAACUGGACCAUCACAACGUUUGCUUAGACCCCUCGAGAUAA
Messenger RNA from Carcharodon carcharias (great white shark), 1335 nucleotides. RefSeq names its product netrin-G1-like. The record is from RefSeq and is a predicted model, not a curated record. Lineage: Eukaryota; Metazoa; Chordata; Chondrichthyes; Lamniformes; Lamnidae. Bases 1 to 1335 code for a protein of 444 amino acids. The transcript is spliced from 7 exons. Gene Ontology annotation, molecular function: cell-cell adhesion mediator activity.